AGCCCGCUGCUGCGGCGGCGGCGGCUUUCGAAAGGGCGACGCAGCUGCUGCUGCGGCGGCAACAGCCAGCCAUGGAACGUCGCGCGGUCGACGGCGCGGGCCCCGGGUGCAGCGACGAGGAGCCCGGUGCUCGCCGGUUCGUCGCGGGACGAGCGAGGCAGCGCGCCGUGCGCAAAGCGGUCGCGCUGCUGGCCUUCCUCGCCGCCUGCUGCGCACUGUCCCGACUCAAGACGCUCACGCCUGAGACCAGCGGCUUUGCGACAGGCCGUCGUCUGCUCUCAACCGGGGAAGCGGCGGAAGCAGACGACGUUCUGGUCCCACUUUCACAGGAACCGGACGUCGCGCUGGCGCCCAAGAGACACGUAAACCCGCUUUCCAAACGAGCCUCGCACGCCGAAAGCUCAAGCGCUAACGGAGAUAAAACACCAACGAGAGAAGGUGACGAACCGAAGCCCAAAACAUCGGCUGGAGGCAAUGGAGGCAAAGGAAAGCCAAGAGACAAAAACGGAGACGAUGAUGCAAGCAAUGGCAAAGGAAAACAGACAAAUUCGCAGCUCCCUGGUGAAGGAACAGCGAGCGAGACGGGCGGACCGCAGGUAGAACCCGGAACGCCGGAAGGCACGGACAAAGGCGGCGAACAGGGACCGAAAAAGGAAAAAGCCUCGGGAAAGCAGAGGACGCCGAAGGAGGAAGAUAAUGAGGGAGCAAAGGAAGAAAAGCCGAAAGGCGAGUCCGAGAAGCCGGGUCAAGACAAGCCGAGAGCAGACGAAAAGCCGCCAGAAGGAUCGGGCAAGAAGACUGGAGCAAAGUCACAGCAGGCUUCCAAGGGACAGCCGCCGAGCGAGGACAAAGAAAAGGACAAAGAGCCCGGGACCAAGCUGAAGCAAGACAAUGAGCAAAAGCCAACAAAAGCAGACGGCAACAAGGAAAACGGGGAAAAAGCAAAAUCCAAGGACGAAUCGCCGCAGACGGACCAAGAGUCGAAGUCGAAGGCAGAUCAAGGAUCGAAGACGGAUACGCAUCGAGGGUCGAAGCCGAAAUCAAAGACAAGCGACAAGUCCACGUCGGGAGAAGAAACGGCUUCAAAGUCCAGAGGGGAACCGCAGCCGAAAGAGGGAGACAAACCUAUCCAGGAAAACGAAAAACCCAGGGAAGGUGGCUCCGAAGGAGAGGAACCGAAACCUCAGGGGGAAGAGACCAACCCCAGCAGCAACGCUUCCAAGAACGCUACAAAGGCGGCCGAAGGCGAGGGAGACAGGCGGAAGAACAAAACAAAAGGCGAAGAGGCGGAUGACGUAUACUGCACUAGACCUGCGUACCACGAGUUCCCGCCGGACCUGUUCUCGCACGAUGCCCGCGCCAAGGGCGGCGUGGUCGUCCACAUCCUGGUCGUGCUCUACAUGUUCUACGCGCUGGCCGUGGUCUGCGACGACUACUUCAUCGCUUCCCUCGAGGAGUGCUGCGCCCGGCUGAACCUGUCGGAGGACGUGGCCGGGGCGACCUUCAUGGCAGCGGGCAGCUCGGCGCCCGAGCUCUUCACCGCCAUCCUCGGAGUCCUUAUUGCAAAGGGAGAUGUAGGCACUGGCACCAUCGUCGGCUCAGCUGUGUUCAACGUGCUCUUCGUCAUCGGGCUAUGCGGAAUCUGCGCCGGAAAGGAGGUUCCGGUGACCUGGUGGCCCCUGUUCCGGGACUCCAUCUUCUACGCGUUCACCGUGGUCAUCCUGAUCCUGGUGAUCUACGAUGGUAAGGUCACAUGGUACGACUCCCUCUUCAUGCUGCUCCUGUACGCUGUCUACAUCGACAUCAUGAAGUACAACAAGAGGAUCCACCUAUGGGUGGCCGCCGCAUUUGGCAUCCACGAGGAAGAACAGACUUCGCUCAGCCUUACAUCUGCAGGCUACGAUGGCAAAAACUACAGCUCCUACGUGCCAUUCAACAAUGAAAUUGACGACUUCGCCCAGCAAAAUGCUGCAAGAAACGCACGGCCCCUGGAUGAAGUGAUCAGAGAUAGCCGGAGAAGGCCCACUUUGUACGAAGCAGCGCUACGAAUGCUCAUGACCCGAUACUUCCGCCCCAAAACCCGUUUCUGGGCGGCAGCAAAGAGGAUCACCCACGAGCACAAGCGCAUUUGCCGUGGGGAGAUCCAGCACUUACCUUCCCAGACCUCUCUCGACCCCAACGACAUGGUCCGACGUGGCAAGAGUUCCAGCGUCGAUGUUGCUCUGUCAACAGAGGCUGACUGGAAAAGAGUUCCCUCACUGAGGGAGGGCCCCUGGGCGCUGCUCAAGUGGGUGGUGCAGGCGCCCCUGUUGGCAACGCUGCACUACACGGUGCCGGAUUGCCGGACUGCGACCGGCAAGCGGCUCUUCAUGCUCAGCUUCACUAUGUCCAUCUUCUGGACGGCAGCCUUCUCCUACGUCAUGGUCUGGAUGGUGACCCUCAUUGGCUACACAAUGGGGAUCCCGGACACGAUAAUGGGCAUCACAUUCUUGGCAGCAGGUACGAGCAUACCUGACGCCUAUGCCAGCCUGCUGGUCUCCCGACAAGGUCAAGGAGACAUGGCCAUAGCAAACAGUAUUGGAAGCAACGUCUUCGACAUUCUAAUAGGUCUAGCACUGCCAUGGCUGAUUCAGACAGGGAUGGUCAAACCUGGGUCACUUGCUUACAUCAACAGCGGGGGCCUGGUGUGGUCAGUCGUCUUGCUAUUCCUUACCAUCAUCAUUACAGUUUACGCCAUCCACCGGAGCCACUGGCUGCUCACCAAGAAGCUGGGCGUGUUCCUCAUGGUGGUGUACGUCAUCUUCCUCGUCGUCUGCAGCGCGGUCGAGUUCAACCUGCUGGGAUACGUGAACCCACCGAUGUGCGUCGAGUGAGCUACAACUCACGGCCCCUUUGCAAAGUCUCCCUAGCGUGGGGAUAUUCUAGUCGGCCGAUGUUCAUCACAGGGAACAAUUCCCGGUGCACACGCGCACAUGCAUACUGCAAUGCUGGGUGAAUGCAGGGAAAUGAUCGACAAUGCUGGAAAAAGGGGGAAAAGGAGCCCUCUGGACUUCUUUUGCGUCAUCAGUGUUGAGCUACAAGAUAGGGCUGACACCUUUGUUAAGGCUAAACAACGGCUUUUGGAAGUGAGGACAGCAGAGAGAUGCAAUACUUAAAUGCACUGUUGUUGAACACACAUUUAAAGGGGCCCUGAAAUGCUUUUUAAACACAGUACGAAACCAAUGCUAAUCUGUACCAGAGGCUCCUGUGAACAUGUGAUCAGAAUGUUGUUGCACUGCACGCAGCAGGAAAUUGACAAUCUCAUGUCGAAAAGUGUGAAAAAUCGCUUGCUCUCACUUCCGUGGUGUCGUCAUGCAGCGUUAUCGCAAACAGCUGGACCCACCAAUAGCUGUUGGCUGAUGUCACGAUCGUGAGAAAAUUCUUGAUAAUACAUAGUAAUUGCUAAUUGUGAGUUAAAUAAGUGAAAAAUAUAUACGCCUGCAAUCUCAAAAAGACAAAAAUAAUUUAAUCUUUGCACUGCCAGUCUAUACAUGAAAGUUGCACAUAGCUACGCGCUGCGUAGCGUAGUCUACUGCAGCCUCCAUGGGGUGCUGUGACAAGCCCUUUCACCGUAUUUCACUAUCAAGGCACUCAACUUUCAGGCUGGGCUUUGCAGCCCCCCCCCCCCCCCCCCUAGCUACUCCCCUGUGUAGUUCCCAGUGCGCUAGCUGGGACAAAAGAGAGAGAAAGCCACUUAUUGGUGCAAUACCUCCACCUAUACUUCAUGGGUUUGAAAAAAAUUUGCAGCAUGAGGUUUGUGACACAGCGUCCUUUAAUAGUGAUGCCAUUUUAGGAUUAGUUAUGAAAGUGCUUCAGGGCCCCUUUAAAUAGCACAAGAAGCAAAAGUAGUUAUAAAUUUUAUACAUCCAGAAAAUGCAGCGCUUUUGUACGAUUCAAUUUUCUUUAUUUAAGCACAGAUAAUAAAGAAGUAACAUUAUAUUGGACGCUAUAUGCCAUGUAGGCUAGCCAUAUCUACUGCAAAAUGUGGACAUCAGUAUGUAACAAACAAUUUUUGCACUAUCAACACAGUGUGUUAAACCUCCAAAGCAUAAAUCAACCAGACAAUAGUGCACUAUAACUUUUCCACCAGUGGUCAUUCCUGUGAUGUGAUAUCUCAGCUUUUUGUCCAGGGAGCUAGGUGCCAGUCACAACGUUGAACUGGUAACUAGCGACAUCUGAAAAGACAAACACUGUGUUGGUUGAAAACCAAACAGGUGGUAGCCAUAGUGCAGUAUAAUCUCAAUUAUAUAAAUUUCUCAGGACCUCCUAAAAUAUUUGUAUCAUCCAAAACUCACACAAUUCAUAACAAAUUAUAGCCAUAGCACGAAAGUGAGGAUAAGACAGUCUCGUUUAAUUGCAGUGACUACUUUUGGUUAAAGAAGUUUGAUGGUGUUGUGGACCAGUCUUUCAUUGAUGCUGUUGAGGAACCAUUUCUGGCAUGUGUACAACGUUGUAGUAUCACUCAUUCUUUCGCCUUCGUUGCCAGCACUCAAUGUCACAGUGAACGCUCUUCAAGUGCACGGGUAUUUGCCAGGAUCGUGAAAGACCAAUAUUUCGCACGCUGAUUUCGCAACUGUACACUGCAGCCAUACUUCCACAACUGGGAGAGACGUAUGGUGGCAUGAAAAUCUAUGUCAUCUACCACAGCCCAAAAGAAUGCUUCAGUCAUCCUGAAACAUGCCGCGUUGUAUUUAAUGCAUUCGGCUCGAAACGUUUUUGAAAUAUGAAUCGCCCAUAAAAUCAGAUCAAUCGCAAUUGUAUCUUUGAGAUUCAGCUGUACAAGAUAGUCUGAACCAAGCCAUCGCAGAUGAGAUUACAUGCAAGGGCCGCAGUGCAAGUGCUAGCACAUACCCUGCGUUAAGCUCUCGACUUGGUCACUGUCUUCACUGCACGCUAAACUUUUAAGUGGAAACACGAAAACUUGCCUUAAGUUCAGCGUGACUAGAAAUGCACAGAGCUAAAUUUCCAUAUGACUGUUGUUAACCAGAAAGACCACCAAGGACAUGUUCUUCAGUAGGGAGGAAAAUUAAUUGUGGAGCAGGUCCAAGGAUGAGGCUUAUGUGUACAAAGGGUUUUCAGCAAGAAUUGUCAGGGGUUAAAGACUUUGUUGGACUGUAGUCGAGCGAUGCAAGCUAUUGGUGUGUACCAACGGUUUACAUAUGACACCAUACGUGUGCCCACCAAGAGGGUGUGGAGGGGUUGAGGGACAAAGGAGGCAAUGGCCAUACCUGGCUUGCUGAGUUGGGGCCGCUAGUCUGUCUCGUAACCUUUGGCAUCCUGUGCACGCGCAAGAUGCCAAAGGGGUGCCACACACUUUAGUGAACCUAAAGAGUGGGGAAUAGCUCCGCAAGAUUUGCUUCCCUUCACUUUUGAUCAAAUCAUCCACAAUGGCUGUUUGGAAGGUUUGGCAGCUUUGUGGCUAGCCGAUAUGGAGCAAACAUGAGAGGGCCAUGGGGGCACUUAUGGCAACGAGACAGCCAGUGCUGCAGGGAGGUUUGGGCCCUAUAAUAAUGGGUACCUCCAGCUUCGCGCAUCCAUGCAUGGUGUAUCGUUCUUGCUUUUACAGUCACAGAAAUUUUUCUGAAUUUAGUACUCGUGUCAGUCAUGCUAGGAUAGUAUGUGCAAGUGAUAAAUGAAAAUGGUAUUUUCUAAAAGCUUUUUCCAACGAGCUUUUUCCAACGUUUUAAACAGCACUUAUUGGUUCAAGCUGUUGCUCCACCUGAAAUAUUGUUGUGCAAGGUUCAUGCAAUAUCUUUGCCAAACUGAGGUUGCCGUGUUCUGGGCCGCAACAAAGUCUUUCACUCCUCUCUGGAAGCUAUUCCCACUCACCACACAUGCUUCCAGAGGGCACUUUUACUGUGUGUUUGCGCAGUUCAACCCCGUAUGUAGACUUGUAUGAAGAAGUUGUGAACGCUAUACGUGAGUGUUAUAUAUACAUAGUGCUAUUCAUACAUGCUUGUUGACUUCAGCCAAGUAUUUUUUUUUUGCCCAGUGAGAAUAGAUUAAGUAUAAGGGUUCAUUCACUGUUGCCGAUUCAUGUUAAUCGUGCUCUAGCUUUCUUCUUGGGGACUUCAUAAUGGACUGCUAACGUGUGUGCAUGUGCGUGUGUAUUGAGCUAGGUGUUGUGCUGUUGUUGUACAUGUGUAUUUCAACCAUGGAAACAGAGAUGCUCUUUAUUUGUCGACCUCCUAGUGAAAGACAGGGACACAUCCAAGCUACCUUCAAAUACAGCAUUGUGUUUCCACUGGUAUAUAACAUAUAUGUAUUCUCCAGGCUUUAAAGAAAGACAUCGCAAUUGCUAACAAACUUCAUUAGAGUCCACCAAUUCUGUUAGGUUGUCCUGUACCUAGA
Dermacentor albipictus is the source of this 6390-nucleotide messenger RNA. RefSeq names its product sodium/potassium/calcium exchanger 4-like. Gene Ontology annotation, biological process: intracellular calcium ion homeostasis; calcium ion transmembrane transport. NCBI's taxonomy places the organism in Eukaryota, Metazoa, Arthropoda, Arachnida, Ixodida, Ixodidae. Gene Ontology annotation, cellular component: plasma membrane. Gene Ontology annotation, molecular function: calcium, potassium:sodium antiporter activity; calcium channel activity. The record is from RefSeq and is a predicted model, not a curated record.